UUUCCACCAACUGGGUUAGCCUGCCUUUUUGCUUUCAUUAAGCCAAAAUGGCUCUCGCUAGCAAGCAGAUUAACCGUGCCGCCAGCGCGGUGAGCCGGCGCCUGAUGGCCCGGCCGGCGCUUGUUUCUGGACGUGUGUCGCGUUCUGCUCGCAUGUCCACCGUUUGCAAAGUGCACAAGAUCUGCGUUCUGCCUGGCGACGGUAUUGGCCCUGAAAUCAUGAAGGUGGCGACCCAGGCCCUUACCGUGGCUGGCUCGAAGGAGGGCGAGCAGUUUGAGUACAAGGAGUGCCUGAUUGGUGGCGCUGCUAUCGAUGCUACUGGCAAGCCCCUGCCCGACGAGACUCUCGCAGUCGCGAAGGAGAGCAAUGCGGUGUUGCUGGCUGCCAUCGGCGGCUACAAGUGGGACACCCUUCCCAGCGCCCAGCGCCCCGAGCGCGGUCUGCUGGCCAUCCGUGCCGGCCUCAACGCCUUCGCCAACCUGCGGCCCGCCAUUGUGCCGCGUCAGCUUGCCGACGCCUCCCCCCUGAAGCGCGAGCUGGUUGAGGGGGUGGACAUCCUCAUCGUCCGCGAGCUGGUGGGCGGGAUCUACUUUGGGCAGCCCCGCGGUUUCGGAGUCAACGAGAAGGGCGACCGCAUUGGCUACAGCACUGAUGUGUACAGCGAGCCGGAGAUCGAGCGCAUCUCGCGUGUUGCCUUCGAGGCGGCUCGCAAGCGCGGCAAGCGGCUGUGCAGCGUGGACAAGAGCAAUGUGCUGGAGGUGAGCCAGCUGUGGAAGGAGGUGGUUAUCCGCGUGGGCAAGGACUACCCGGACGUGGAGCUGACCCACAUGUACAUCGACAACGCGGCCAUGCAGCUCAUCCGCAACCCCAAGUACUUUGACGUGGUGGUCACCAGCAACCUGUUCGGUGACAUCCUGUCCGACGAGGCGUCCAUGCUGGCUGGCUCGCUGGGUCUGCUGCCCUCCGCCUCCAUCUCCGGCAGCGGCCCCGGCAUCUACGAGCCGGUGCACGGCUCCGCGCCCGACAUCGCGGGCAAGGACCUGGCCAACCCGCUGGCGAUGGUGCUGUCGGCCGCCAUGAUGUGCAGGUACGACCUGGCCAUCCCCAAUGUCGCUGACCGGCUGGAGUCGGCGGUCAACGCGGUGCUGGAUGCGGGCCUGCGCACCGGCGACAUCUACAAGGAGGGCGUUGCUGGCACGCGGCUGGUGAAGUGCAGCGAGAUGAGCGCUGAGCUCAUGAAGCACAUCUAAAGGCUGUAGAGCGAAGAGAGCUGGAAGUAUAUGAGGAUAUGCAUGCGGGUGAUUGUGUGAAAGGACGGCGCGGGUGACAGGGACGGAACAGGGAGGUAGAAGCGGAGGCCAGGCGGCAAGAGAAGUAGUCGCUGGGGGGCGCUCAGAGCUGUGGGGGCCAGCAGGGUUGCAGGAUUGCCGAGUGGCGCUGUUGCUGGCAGGGUGGAGGUGGAGAGCAGUGGUGUGCUGCUUGUUGAGGGGCGUGUGAGCCAGCAGGGGCUGCGCGCGGUCCACAAACGUGUGCGUCGACUCGCGUGCGGCGUGCUAUGUUGAGAGGUGCGCGCGCCGUUGUUAGAAGGUUGGCUGAAGUUGCGAAGGGUUCUGAGGAGAGGGGAGUGGACCGAGCUGCAAGGGAGGGUCUCUUUCUCGGAGGCUACGCCUGUUUUGACGACGAAGUGGCCAUCUUCGCGGCACCCCCCAUACCCCCCAUCCCCUUGUAACAAAGGAGCGCAGAGCGCAAGA
Messenger RNA from Astrephomene gubernaculifera, 1751 nucleotides. The record is from the annotation of a GenBank genome assembly. NCBI's taxonomy places the organism in Eukaryota, Viridiplantae, Chlorophyta, Chlorophyceae, Chlamydomonadales, Astrephomenaceae.